CUCGCAGCAAUUCAACGGCUACGAGAGGGGCGCGCAUUCAAGUCGGGAGGUAAAACCAAACUGAUACGAAUACAAUGUCCGCGAUGAUGACGUGUCUCAAUCUGGUCUCCCCUGCAUCAUAAAGUCGCGAUCAAAAACUCGCAGGCGUGGCCUCAUUAUUGCCUUUCCCCAUUUCCAGACGUUUCCACCUUUAGCAUUCGAGAAUCUUCCAGAGUCGCACUCUCUCACUCUCUGUCUACUGCUUCUCCAUCGGGGGAGACGCAAGUCAAUAAUAGCACAAGGGUUCUCACGAGGAGAUUACGAGUCACCUCUGCAUCAAUGGCCGGUCUGCCUCCCAAGCCCACCGUCCUCGUCACUGGAGCUGGUGGGAGAACUGGUUCUAUUGUUUAUAAGAAACUGAAAGAGAGGUCGGACCAGUUCACUGCAAAGGGUUUGGUCCGGACGCCAGAGAGUAAGGACAAAAUCGGGGGAGCUGAGGAUGUCUAUGUCGGGGAUAUAAGGGAUGCUGACAGCAUAGCUCCGGCUAUUCAGGGAAUUGAUGCGCUCAUAAUUCUGACUAGUGCUGUGCCAAAGAUGAAACCCGGGUUUGAUCCGUCCAAAGGUGAAAGGCCCGAGUUCUACUUCGAAGAAGGUUGCUUUCCAGAACAGGUUGACUGGAUAGGGCAGAAGAAUCAAAUUGAUGCCGCCAAGGCUGCUAGAGUGAAGCAAGUUGUGCUGGUUGGUUCUAUGGGCGGGACAAACUUAAAUCACCCAUUGAACAGCUUGGGCAAUGGGAACAUAUUGGUGUGGAAAAGAAAGGCUGAGCGGUAUCUUGCUGAUUCUGGUCUCCCUUACACAAUUAUAAGGGCUGGAGGCCUGCAAGACAAAGAAGGAGGAAUCCGUGAGCUUCUGGUUGGGAAGGAUGACGAGCUUCUUCAGACCGAGACAAGGACCAUUGCAAGGCCUGAUGUUGCUGAAGUCUGCAUUCAGGCAGUCCAGUACGAGGAGUCUAAGUUCAAGGCUUUUGAUCUGGCAUCAAAGCCAGAGGGAACCGGCACCCCGACCACUGACUUCAAGGCUCUCUUCUCCCAGAUCACCACCCGUUUCUGAAGAUUCCCUUGAGAGCAACACCGACCUAUCUCGAAUAAUCUUGCGUCGUCUUGCUUAAAUGAACUUGCUUGUGGCGCCCGGGGGAUUCAUAAUGCUUGUUUCCUAGUUGACUUUGCUAAAGAAGUGGGACACUGAGCCUGUGAUAAGAGGUGUAAUGUUAGAACGACGCUGUUCGAUAACACACACCUGCAACAAAAGAAGCAACUUGCCUCGUUAUUCUUGCUAGUCAAAGGCCCGGCCUGGUUCUAUCAUGUAUGUGUUGAUGAUGUAUUUUGUUUAGUAUUUGGCGAUAAAUAACGUAUUGAAUAGAUGAGAAAGUAAAAAUGACUAACAAAGAAAUACCGCUAAUAAUGUCAGAAUAUAUUGGAAAGUUGAGAAAGUAAAAGUGAUUUAACAAAGAAAUGCAGGUAAUAAUGACAUAUGUUUGCAAACACAGUAUGCAUCCAUAAAUGAAAAAUAUGAGUUGCCUCCUAUCAGUAUUAUUAAAACGCAAGUGUCAUUCUGCAAUUGCUAUAUAAGAUGAAGAGACGAAACAUAAAGAUUCAGAUUAACAGUUAAAUUAGACAUGUUAGGUGAUUAAUUUACGUAACACAAUGUAUACUCAUUACGUAAAAGGAUCGUUCAUUACGUGAGUGAGGAUAAUGUAUCAUUGUCUCACAACUAUCAUAUUAAAUAACGCAAGCUAAAAUCACCACUACUUACAAAAAAAUAGGAUAUAAUUAAAUUUGUUUUUGUACCGGAGUUUUGAAAAGCAAUCAAAGGUGGGAAAUAUCACACAUAUUCGAGUUUUUUUUCACGCUCAUGAUGUCCAGUCAUGAAAGCAUUCAAAUAUGUUAAUGAAUUUUUAUCUCCUACACCCAAUGUUACCGUAACCUCAUGAUUAGUUAACUUUGACAUAACAGUUUAAUCAUAUGUUACUUUCUAAAAUGUUAUUAUUAGACCACACAUUAUAAAAUAUUUAUGUAACAACAUUCUAUAACAUUUUUAUCUCCUACAUCCAAUUUUACCAUAAGCCCUUAAUUAGUUAACUUUGACAUAACAGUUUAAUCAUAUAUUACUUUCUAAAUUUUUAUUUUGUUAUUAGACCACACUCUGUGAAAGAUUUAUGUAACAACAUUCUAUGAUAGUUACAUAAAUUACAAUUCAUCAAUGUUAUUUAAUAUAACUUGAUUUUAUUAUAAGAGCACACCUAAUGAAAGAUUUAUGUAGUCUUCCUUAAUAGUUCAAACAUUGCAUAAAGGUUAUGGUCAAAU
This is a messenger RNA of Linum trigynum, 2342 nucleotides long. The record is from the annotation of a GenBank genome assembly. NCBI's taxonomy places the organism in Eukaryota, Viridiplantae, Streptophyta, Magnoliopsida, Malpighiales, Linaceae.